GUAAUAAAGAGAGGGGAGUCAGUGGUGAUGGAGUGCAGGGCUAAUGGUUUCCCUGAACCGAUCAUAAAAUGGAAGAAAAAGAAUGGCCAGCCACGCAUCACCAUGUUCUCCUCACACACGUACAGUCGCAUGAGUGUCUCCAAGUAUGGUGCACUCACUAUCGACAGAGUCGAGAAGUCCGAUGCAGAUGUUUACACCUGCCAUGCAGUCAGUGCCUCCGGAUCAACAAAUGCAUCUGCCAAAUUAGAAGUCAAAGGCAGUCUGAACACGUCCCCUCCUCCUAUCAUCUUGUAUGGACUUCAAAACCAGACCCUUCCCAUUCAAAGCACUGCUGUUUUGUUCUGCAAUGCUACUGGUCAGCCAACACCAUCGAUCAGCUGGUUGAAGGACAACAAAACACUCUCCAUGAACAAGGACAAGUGCCAGCUUUCUGACGAUGGAACUCUCAAAAUUAUGGAACUGCACAGCAAUGAUUCCGGUCGGUACACAUGCAUGGCAACGAACGAGAUGGGAGAAGCGCAGUCAAGUUGUUACAUAACGGUGGAGAGUCCCAACAAUCACAGGAUCAUCUUCAAGCGUACUCCCGAUCCUUUCACCUACCCGGGACCACCAGUUCGAGUACAAGCUACUGAAAUCAAAGAAACGAGUGUGAAGUUGGUUUGGAGGACGAAUAAUUAUGACGGUUACUCGGAAAUUACAAAUUUCGUCGUUGAGUACUUCAGCCCGGAUCAGGGAGAGGGUUGGGUCAUUGCAAGUGACGGCGUCACUGAGUUGUCGUACGUUGUUCGGAAUCUUCAGCCUGCCACUUCCUACCUCUUCUUGGUCAGAGCACAAAAUUCUCACGGCAUCGGCAUGCCAAGUCACGUCACUUCUUUGAUCAAGACCAAAAGUAUUUUAAUUUUAAUUACAUUCAGUGAUCCAUUGAGUUUAUUUUGUACCUACUAA
Helobdella robusta is the source of this 945-nucleotide messenger RNA. RefSeq lists its product as hypothetical. Gene Ontology annotation, cellular component: plasma membrane; axon. The record is from RefSeq and is a predicted model, not a curated record. The annotation marks the transcript as partial. Lineage: Eukaryota; Metazoa; Annelida; Clitellata; Rhynchobdellida; Glossiphoniidae. Gene Ontology annotation, biological process: cell-cell adhesion; axon guidance. The transcript has 6 exons. Gene Ontology annotation, molecular function: protein binding.